Messenger RNA from Aedes aegypti (yellow fever mosquito), 1757 nucleotides. RefSeq names its product Meckel syndrome type 1 protein (gene Mks1). The record is from RefSeq and is a predicted model, not a curated record. Bases 331 to 1734 code for a protein of 467 amino acids. Gene Ontology annotation, biological process: cilium assembly. NCBI's taxonomy places the organism in Eukaryota, Metazoa, Arthropoda, Insecta, Diptera, Culicidae. The transcript has 6 exons. Gene Ontology annotation, cellular component: MKS complex.
GAACUGUACAUUGAUAGUAAUAGUGAAAACGGUAUACGUUGUCCAUGUAAACAAAGAGCAUCAUUGUAACGGUAUUUGUAGUGUUGAAUUCAUUCAAGCUGUCAAACCGAUUCGGAUGCAUUUCGCGAGCGGACAGUGAUGUGAACAUUACUGUGAAUCGUUUGGGAAGGCGUGGUCAUGAAUGUGAAACGUUUCGCUCGAAUGGAUGAAAUGUUUCAUAUGACAGUGCGCGGUCGCUAUGGAUACCGUAAAUGUAGCAAACAAUGGAUACACGUGAGCCUGAGAGCAAUAACUAGAUAGGCAGUUUUCUACGCUUAUGGAAUAUUAAUCAUGUUUUCUCGACAAAAAUGCUUCAAAACUGGAGUGUACCGCACGAAUGGACUAGUGAACAACUGGAAAUUCAGAAUAACCCUGAAGAAAAUUUAUUCUCUGAUAGAAAUCCCGCAAUUUGAUCAAUCUUCUGAGGCCAGCCUGUUCGACGAGCCAUCCAGCAAUGCAGAGGAACAAUUGGAUAUCACUUGGCAAGAAAAAGUGUUCAGUCAGUACGAAAUCGAGUACUAUGGCGUCAAAGAGAACUGCAGUAGUGAUUUGCAAAAGAGAUACCAUAAUGCAAUCAAGUCCUCCGGAUUGGCGGAUCGGGAAAAUCGAGGUAAAAUCUUCACCUACACCACAGACGAUAACUACGCAGCAGAUGACGAGCUUUGCCUGGCGACCCGAGUGAAUCGAUCACCCGUUGAGCCGGAAGAUGAUUACGAAAGCAUGUUCAUCAUGGCCGAUCUGGGAGCGGAAAUUGUCCUGUUUGCCAUUAAGUGGAAUGCAAAGGAGAACAUGCUGCUCGUGUAUCCCGAUUUCAAUUGUAUGGCCAUCAAUCCAUACUACAAGGAGAUUCAAGGUGAUAGUCGACAGAUGUAUCACUUCGGGAUUCAGGAUCUGAAUAGUAAGCUAAAACGCACUGUUUCGAGGGAGACUGUUCAGAUUCAGGAUGCGCUUAUGGUUAAGCUUACAAGAUUAACGCUCCGUGAAGAUCUUCUAUCUAAAGAUAAUUUUUCCUACCCUGAAAAUCACCAGCUGCAAUUUCUGGUGAUGCUUGAGUUGAUUUCUGGGGAAAACUUCUCAUACGAUAACACACACGUGCGGUUCACAUUCGACUUGCCGAUCGAAGCAAAAAUCGUCAACGGUUUCAUCGACGGUUGUACGCACAGCAGCAUGAAAACCGAUGGAAAGUGGCAAUAUUCUCAAUGCCACGAACUGCUUCUGAGAAUUCCGGAAAGAUUUGACAUCGGAGAGAGCAUUAAAGUGUAUUUUGAAGUUAUUUCUAUUGAUACUUGGCACCGGGAACGUUUACUGGGCAAUGCUGAUUUGAUCAUACCACUGGAAGCUCAAAUAUUGGAAACAACGUUGAAGUGCAUUAAAAUCGAGAAUAACCAAAGUUUCUACGAUAAGUUGGAAGCUUUCUUAGUUGGCGGUCGAAGAAAAAUCAACCUGAAGGAAUUCUUCGGACAAAAUGAUUCAGCAUUGCUCAAUCGCUAUGGAAGCUGCACGGAUAUGGCAGGGACACUCGCAAUUAAAUGUCACAUCAUGAGGCAGCAUAGGCCACAAAUAAUUCAGUUUACGGGACUGGAUGCGAAGAAGCAUGGGAAGUUCCGAACAAAUGUGGUGACAAUCGAAGAGCUGCUCAAAUCGUACCAAAGGGCUCGAGAGAGAUUGGAGGAGGUAGUGAAUCUUAAAUAUUAAAGGAUUAGCUGAUAUCAAAAAUA